AUGGAUUCUUCCUUAGCGUCACUGACUAUAAACAGACUGAGGUGGAAACUGAUCAACGUGUUUGAAGAAAAUACAGACAGUUUGUCGAAUUAUCUGCAGUCUUUAAACCCUAUGUGCCUGCAAGACAGUGCUAUAAUCAAUAGGGGUGAACACCCACACAAAAUAGAUACUUUACUUAACCGUUUACUUGAGCAAGGAGAACCCGCCUGUGAGAAUUUCCUCAGAUAUCUGAAAGACAUGGAACCCAACAUUCCAGGGUUACACAGCAUCAUAGAAUGUCUACCAGAAAAUAGAGAAAAGACAUUUGAUAAAGUCUUGUUGGAGCUGAAUAUGAAAGACCGUAUAAAUGCAAAGAUUUCUUUAAAGGACAUCUUGAACAUUGGGCAGGAUAAUUUAAAGGACUCUGGCCAUCAGAAUAUACAAGAUGUUCCCUGGCGGUUCCUAAGACAACUCUUGGCCUCAAAUGUGAAUGCCAGGAACACUCAAUAUGAAAAGUCAAAUAUGAAAUCAAAAGUAGAUACCAAUGAAAAGCUUUAUGAUAAUGAUUCUGAUGAAGAUGAUUUCUACCAGAUGUUUAUUGCAGCAAGUGAUGCUGAAAUUCAACUGUCAUGCUAUAUCCACCCCCUGGAUGUCCUGUGUGUUCUCCUGCAUUGUUCAGAUCAUUUUUUACAUCAGGACAUUGUAUCAAAACUGUCCGUGUGCCAGCUUGCUGUCCCUUUACUGCUCCCUGCUGGUGAUGGCCAGCACUGCACCCUCAUGUUAUGGGCAAUGAGAGAUAUUGUGAAGAGGUGGAAACCCCACUCAUUAGCAGACAGUAAAGGGUCUAUGGAAGGAAAUGUGGUGAAUAUCCCCAUGCCGACCUUCUCUUUUGUCAGACUGGGGAAAAACAAAUUAUCCAAAUCUAAAAUAAUGAAUCAUAUUCUCAGUCCAGCUCAGCAUUAUCAUGACUUUUUCAUACAUAAGAACAUGGAUGGAGGGAAUACUGAGAGGACAAUAUCUAAUGGAUUGGUGGAAAUGUCCUGGUAUUUUCCUUCUGGUAGUAAAAGUUCUGACAUUUUCCCAGAGCCGAUUGCAGUGACCAACCUACGAGGAGAUCUGGAGUCUAACUGGACACAAUUCAUUUUCUUAUCCCGGGUCUCAUCAGCUGUGUUUAUAUUUACUGAGAGCGUCGGGGAGAGAGAAUUUAGACUGUUAUCAAACUGCUACAACAAAGACACAGAGUAUUAUUUCAUCAUCACUCUGAGUCCUGGGGAAGAUGUAGAGAUGAAAGAGACAAUUCAGAACCUGAAAAAAUUGAAAACCAUACUAGAAUUUGAAAAUACUAAUAUGAUAAUAAUAAAAAAAGAAGUCAAUGAUCCUACAAUUGCAAACAUCAUUACAUGCAGAAUUAUUCAAUAUUUAAACUGUUCUGCAAGAAAAAUAACAAUUGAAAAUAUGGAAAAACAGAUCAGUGGACUAGGUAUCUAUGUAUGUGAACAUUCUACAGAGUGCUGUACAGCCAGAGAGCAUGCUGGGAAAAUAACUGAAGAGAUAAAAAAUGUUGUUCAGUAUAAGAAGGAAACAAUGUGUCUCCAGGGAGAUCCCUGGAAACAAAUAUCUAAAAUAGAAAAAGAGAUGUGUAGAAUGAAAAACCAAGGCUCAAUGGAUGUGGAAGAAUACCGGUGUGAGCUUAUAUCCCAGCGAAUGUCAUUACAGGAGAAGCAAUAUGCACAUGACCUUCCCAGCGGCAUAACAUUGUUUAUUAAUGCUAUUAUGACGUCAUCUUAUUCAGAAAAACAUACAUUUUUGAAGUGGAUGAAGUUUAAGCUUGAUGAUCUUUCUAGAAAAAGUGUAUCUGUUUUACAGGAUGAAUACAAUUUAAUGUGCAAGAAAACAACAAAAGAAAAUAAGGAAGAGCUAAAAGAGCUAGAUUGGAAAAUAUCAGAGAGCUCUUUGGGAAUUGAACAUUUCCUGCGUGAGAUGUCACAGUUCUAUGAGGCUGAAUGUUCCAUGUUUAAAGAAAAAAAAAUUCAGAAAAAAAUGAGAAAAUUUACCAAUCUCCCAGGAAUGGCUGCUGAUCUCCUGCUGGAUGGGUUCCCAUUGGAGCUGAUUAAUGGUGACAAUUCCAAUAUUGCUUUGCAGUGGAUAACUGAUGUCCUGACUGAGCUGGACACCAAGACAGGAGGACAAUGCAGAAUGAGAGUGAUCACCGUGCUGGGAGUUCAGAGUACGGGGAAAUCCACCCUUCUGAACACCAUGUUUGGUUUGCAGUUCCCGGUGGCCAGUGGGCGAUGCACACGAGGGGCUUUUGUGACAUUUAUUGAAGUAAAAGAGAAUGUUCGGGAGGAAAUGGGCUGUGACUUUAUUCUGGUGAUUGACACGGAAGGUCUGAAAGCUCCUGAAUUGGCUUCUCUGGAGGACAGUUAUGAACAUGACAAUGAGCUGGCAACGCUAGUGGUUGGGCUGAGUGAUAUCACCAUAAUUAACAUGGCCAUGGAGAACACAGCAGAAAUAACAGAUAUUUUGCAGAUGGUUACUCAUGCUUUUCUUAGGAUUAAUCAAAUUGGGAAGAAACCCAACUGUCAGUUUGUACAUCAGAACGCAAGUGCUGUGUCAGCAGAUCAAACAACCCUACGAGAUAAAAAUAAACUUUUGGAACAGUUGGAUGCGAUGACUAAAACUGCAGCAAACAUUGAAGCAAAAAGUGAAAUUGCAGAAUUUAGGGAUGUGAUCGACUAUGAUCUUGAGAAAGACAACUGGCACAUUCCUGGCUUGUGGUAUGGAGUCCUUCCAAUGGCUUCAGUGAGCUCUGGCUACAGUGAGAAAGUGUCAGAUUUGAAAAAGCAUUUAUUUGAAUUAAUCAAAUCACGUAAAAAUUUAACAAGUCCUCCUAACAUCAAAGAAUUUAUUGAAUGGAUAAAAAGUUUGUGGAACGCAGUGAAACAUGAGAAGUUUAUCUUCAGUUUCAGGAACAGUCUGGUGGCCGAAGCUUAUAACAAGUUGUCCAUACAGUUCUCUCAAUGGGAAUGGGACUUUACCAAAGCCGUGCACAGCUGGGUGAUUAACACAGAGACACGGAUUAGAAUUCAGUCAGCAGAUACAUUACAGACAGAAACAUUUACAUCUAGUUUGAACGAACUACACCAGAUUCUGUAUGAGGAAGAAAGGAAACUGUGUAAAACAGUAAAAGCAUAUUUUGAAAACAAAAAUGAAAAUGUGCAACUCAUAGAAAAAUACAAAGGAGAUUUUAUCCUGAGUACCCAUUUCCUAAAAAAUGAACUUGAAAGAUAUGCAAUUAAAAAGUAUGAAGAGGCGUUCAAUAUUCAGAAAGGGAAGUCUGAGGUACAGCGUAUUGACAAGCUAUGUCAGGAAGAGAUUGAAAAGAAAGUACAAGAACUUUUGGAGACCUGCAAAAUGAAAAAAUGUCAGUUCAACGACACACAAUUAAAAGAGGAAUUUGAGACUAUGUGGAAGAAGACAAUCUCAAAUUUACAGAUUGAGACUCUGAAAAAGCACAAUGUAACUAAAUCAAUUAUAUACCAUCUACACCGUAAUAUGAGCAAAAAAGGGCCCACAAUAAAUGAAAAAUUGCUAGGAAUGAAUACUUUAGAAGAAAAUGGAGAAACAUUUUUGCAUCUGGAUGGUAAACCCAAGGAGGGCCAUUUGUCCUUACUAAACCACAUUAAAAGUGAGCUUACUGAGAAACAUCAUGAAGGUGAAACGUCACAAUUCCUUGAUUCUCUAAUAGAUAUGUGCGAUAGUUAUGUUGCACAGAAGGUCAAAACAGAACAUACAAAUUAUCAUGACACCUACUGUCAGGAAUUGUUACACUUGAUUGACAAUAAACUUCACAAUGAAUAUGGUAAGUGUCACAUUACCUAUUUACUUGAGUUAGACAUCAAACUUUACCUCUUGGGAAGAGCUGCUCCAGCAUUUCAGGAGAUGCGUAAGAAAUUUAUCCAAGAAAACAAACCAAAUAUCAGCCUUGAAGAAUUAAAACCUAGCUAUUUAUCAACAUUUAUCAGUAUCUUCCAAGAAAAAGAGAUAAGUCAACAGAAAGCAGAAGACUUUUGCAAUUUCUGCUUGAAGCCAGCUUUAACUGAAUACAUUUACCGACAUCUUGGGAAAGAAAUUGUGGAUGACCGUGUAAAAGGUUGUGACAAUAUUUUAUUGAAUAGCCGGUCCCGUUUUCAUGCUGCUGUAAUGGCAGAUCUGUUGGAAAAGGACGAGUUUGGGCAAUAUGUUAAAUAUAUUGAGUCAUAUAAAAGCUUUUUGGAAAACUGGUUGUUAAAAUAUCUAUGUGACAAAUAUAGAGAUUCUAAUGUACUGCAAACAUUACAAACACAAAUGUUGAGUUCUAUAGUUCUAAAAAUAGAAAAUGUUGUUAAAAAUGAAUCUUUGCUAAAAAGUAAAACUAGUCAAGCUUUUUUAGAGAAUAUUCGUAAGGAGUUAGAAAGUGAAUUAAUUAUUUUACAAACUGAUGUAAUUAAUUUUGGGAACAACUCAGAUGUUUUCCAGUUUUCUGGUGACAUUCAGAAAUAUUUGCCAGAAACAAAAGAACAAAUCCUCUCAGAAGUGAAUUGCCUGGAUGUUCAAUCCAUUCUCUCCAAGGUCACAUUGAAUCCGGUGAAUGAAAUAUUGCGGAAGGUGAUCGGAUGUGAGAAGCAGUGUCCGUUCUGUAAAGUCCCCUGUGAGGCCGGAGGUUCAGCUCACAAGGAGCACUUUGCAUCCAUUCACAGACCUCAAGGACUUGGAAGAUACAGAGACUUAGAAACCAACAUUUUAGUUAAAUCCAUAUGCUCUACUAAUGUUGCAUCUGAAAGAAUAUUUCGCAAUAAUGAUACAAAAGAGAAAUUGCACCCAUUCAAAGAAUAUCGUAAAAUAUAUCCAGACUGGUCCAUCCAACCUGACCCCAGCAUUGAGUCCUCUGAUUACUGGAGAUAUGUAUUUGCAAAGUUUAAUGAACAGUUUGCAGCAGAAUUUGAUGCCAAGCCGGCUAAAAUGCCAGAUGGAUGGAAACAGUUAGACAAAGAAAAAGCUCUUGAAAGUCUUAAAGGACAUUUAGCUCCAUGA
Messenger RNA from Pelobates fuscus (common spadefoot toad), 5052 nucleotides. Its product is annotated as up-regulator of cell proliferation-like. The coding region runs from base 1 to 5052 and encodes 1683 amino acids. The record is from RefSeq and is a predicted model, not a curated record. The transcript is spliced from 2 exons. Lineage: Eukaryota; Metazoa; Chordata; Amphibia; Anura; Pelobatidae. Gene Ontology annotation, molecular function: GTP binding.